AUGAUAAAAUAUCUUCUCAUAUUCUUCUUCCUUUUACUACAGUAGAUCUCAGUAUCCUCAAUAAAAAGCCCUCAGCACAGACUCAUAUAAAAUAAGAUCGCUACCUAAGUAUAAGCUUAGAAUCGUAACCAGUAACAAUCGAAAUAAGCUGCUUCCUUGUAAAAGAUUUUUGACUCAAUAGAAAACAUAUCUUCAGCACUAUCUUAAAUGUCAAAAGUGAACAUGACUUUUUCAGAAAUGAUAAAGGCAAAUGUUACCACAGAUUUAAUGGCUGGUAAUCCAGAGAACAUUAAGACCCUAACUUAACUAAUCUAAAAACUUUUCAAUGAGACAGUUGCUAAUGGGUAUGAUUUUUACUUCAAUAAUACUUUUGCUGAUGAGCAAACCUUGAAUAAAACCUUAGGGAUUCUUAGCUCACUGUAAGAUCAAGUAAACUUCAUUUAAAUGAUGGCAUAAGUAAAAUUCGGCAAUACUGCUUCAUAAAUCAAGGAUUAUAAUUGCAGGAAUAAUCUUAUUUCGGCUCAAUCAAAUAUAGCCAAUACCUACAAACUUUUUUUGGCUGCUUAUGGAAGAGGAAUGCAAACUUAAGAAUACUAGCUAUAUCAAAAAGCAAUGAAAGAUAGUAAUAGUCUUGCUGGUUACUCAUCAUUCCUUGUAGAUAGUUUAUCCAAUAAAAGCUCUUACUGUAGAAUAUUUGAUAUUCUUUAAAGUGGGACCGUUUCAAAUUCAUUUGUCGGUUUACCAGUAAUGCUGAAUAUGGCUAAUUCAUACUUACUCAUUGCAAAUUAAGCAUUUAUCAUGCAAAUAACUUAUAUCAACUCUAAUUAUGUUGACAUUACAAGAUCAGAUCUAAGAGUAAAUUACUCUGCUUCAUUAUAAAUGAAAAGUUACUAAGUACCCUAUUGUAAUGCCUACCUAUAUUGGAAUAUUAUUUAAGACUGGUAAAACAUGACAAAAGUUAAUAUAGUAAAUCUCUUCAAUAAGUAAGUAUAACUAAUAAAUAGUACAGAGUUUGCAGGUAAAGUCAUGGAUGCUAUGGCUUUGAUUAAGCCAGGGUUUUACGUGGAUGUUCAUCUUUUCUCAGAUAAUACUGCAAAAACCUAUCCAGAUGGUUAAGGCAAAAAAAGAAUUUCAUUUUUCUCGGCAACUUAAAUCAACAAUCGUCAAGAAUAGAGACAAUAUUACUUUGCUAUCACAAUCGCUCCUAAAGAUGAUUAUAAGAACUAUACUGCAAUACUUGAAUCCAAAUUUUCAAAUUUCCGUGAAUAUCUCAAUAAUAACUAAUAAACAUCUACUCGCACCAUGAAUUCUGGAGCCUUGAGAACAGUGAAUGCUGAUUGCUAAUUAGAUGGAGCAUUGGUUUUCUGGAACUGGAGUGGCUAUUAUCCUACCGUAUUUGAAUACCCUCUUAAAACUGAAUCCAAAAACAGAUAUAAUUACUUGAAUGGUAGAAUGGCCUGUGAGCAUUAAGAUGGCUUCGGUUUUUGCAUCUUUGUGUGA
Stylonychia lemnae is the source of this 1500-nucleotide messenger RNA. NCBI's taxonomy places the organism in Eukaryota, Ciliophora, Spirotrichea, Sporadotrichida, Oxytrichidae. The record is from the annotation of a GenBank genome assembly.